AUGGAUGCCAAUCAAAAGAAAUGGAUCAUGGAUACAAUAUCCACAAUUAAUGACUGGGCAAAAGAUAUGACCCAGUUCGAUAAGAAAACGCAGGAAGAGUUAGAUCAAAGAAUUCAGGAUGAUAUUGCAGAUUUCGUAAGUAUUCCUGAGUUUUAUUCAAUACCACUGCCUAUUAUUAUUAGAAAUAUCAAACGUGCACAGUACGUAUUCUCAUCUCGUGAAGCAGCUAUUGCUAUGCGUUCAUGUUUAGAAUAUCAUAAGGCGCCUGGUUUAGGUGUUUUAGGAUUUAUUCAAUUGAGAGAAGGCUCUGGCACUACUGCUUUCGAGGCUAUUAAAGAAUUGACAGAUAGUCCUAUCAUUAACCAGUUAGUUAUCCAUCCUUUCGGAGCUCCAUCAAAAAUCAAGUCAGAAUCCGAACUUAACUUAGAAAAACUACAGCAGCAACGUAAAGCAUUACUAAAAGAAACCAAUCAAAAGAUGAUUCAGUCCGAAAAUUUAGUUAAAGAUUUAACAAAGCGAAAAGAGGACGGAGAGAAGUUUAAAGAGCGUUGCCAUAACUGGCCUCAAGAUAGAAAGAAAUACGAAGACGCAAUAGACGCUUUUAUUGAAGAAAACAAAGAACUCGAAGAAGAUAACCUCAAAUGGAAGAAUGCUGCAUUCAGAAAGUUCGAUACAAAGAAACAGACAACAAUCAAUCAUGAUAUAUGUGACGCUUGCGAUAAAGACGACGCCGAAAGUGUUAUCUUCUUAAUUGAGAAAGAUAAGUCGAUCAUCAACAAACUUUACGAAAGCAAAGAUACAGGAGAAGAAUGGACACCACUUAUGCAUGCUUGCGAUAAGGGUAGCUUCGAAUGUGUCAAAGUUUUGCUUAAUAACGGCGCAGAUCCGAACAAAAAGGCUUGGCAUGGUUCUCCUUUGAGCUAUGCCCAGAAAGGAGGAUACAGUAAUAUCAUUGCUCUUCUUAAAGAGAAUGGUGCGGAAGAUUAUUAG
Molecule: messenger RNA, 990 nt
Organism: Trichomonas vaginalis G3
Lineage: Eukaryota; Parabasalia; Trichomonadida; Trichomonadidae
Product: Ankyrin repeat family
Exons: 1
Coding region: 1-990 (329 amino acids)
Molecular function (GO): protein binding
Source: RefSeq, a predicted model, not a curated record